Molecule: messenger RNA, 552 nt
Organism: Phascolarctos cinereus (koala)
Lineage: Eukaryota; Metazoa; Chordata; Mammalia; Diprotodontia; Phascolarctidae
Gene: COX8A
Product: cytochrome c oxidase subunit 8A
Biological process (GO): mitochondrial electron transport, cytochrome c to oxygen
Cellular component (GO): mitochondrion; respiratory chain complex IV
Source: RefSeq, a predicted model, not a curated record
AAUUAAGGAGAAAUUAUGGGCCUCUGGCCGCUUCUGUUGUUUCUCCCGCGCGAACUUGUCGCUGCUCCUCCACGCCCCUGCCAGGCCUCGUCCCCCGACGCCGCCAUGUCCGCGCUGGCCCCGCGCCUGCUGAGCGGCCUGACGCGCCCCGCCUGCGGCCUCCUGCGCGUGCGGCCGGCCCGGGAGGAGCUGAGCCUGCUGUACAAGGCCAUCGCCAUGACAACCUCCUUCGUUUGCCUCUUCCUGCCCGCUGGCUGGAUCUUAUCCCACCUGGACAGCUACAAGAAGAAGGAGUGAAGGGGUCCUUCCCUGCGGCGUCACGUGACCUCGGGACCUGCCUGCGCCCCUCUGGACCACAAGCUCUUCCCUGCAUUCCGAAUUCUGCCCGCACAAGCAGUUUUCUGAUGAGUUAAUUAAUCAUGACCACUUGAUUUUUCCUUUGGAGUUGCCAGGCUUAGUGCUGUAUGUUCUGGGCUGGCCAGAUGGGACCUCCUCAGCAUGUUAAAAUAAAGCCAGUUGAAAGCCUCUCUUUAAAGUCAAAAAAAAAAAAAA